AUGUUAAAUACAACAACAGAUUUGAACGAUUUAUGUUUAAAUGGUUCUAAUAGUACAGAAAAGAAAUAUAAAGAAAGAAGUAGUAUAGAGUCAUAUAAAAAUAAUAUAGAUAGAUAUCCAAUUAAUAAUUUGAAUGAAAAUAUGAAAGCUGAUAAUUCAUUAGAAGAAAAAAAUUCAUCAAAAAUUUUACAUGAACAUCUAAAUGGGAUGAACAAAGAAGUAAAUGCUAACUACCAAAAAGAAUAUAUUAAUGUAAAUAAUAAUAGUGAUGAUAUAAAUAAUAAGUGUAUUAUUAGGGAUCUAAAUAGUAUAAAUAUUAAUGGAAAUUUAAAUGAAAAUAUAAAUGAAAAUAGUACUGAAAAUAUAAGUGAAGAUUCAAUUAAAAGUGAACAUAAAAAUACAAAUGCGAACAUAAAUAAGAAUGAAGAUACAAAUAAAUGUGAGAAUGCAAAUACAAAUAAAAACGUAAAUUUAAUUGAAGUUGCAAAUGAAAAUGAUGAUAAAUAUGUAAAUAUAAGUGAAAAUUCAAAAAUAAAUGAAAGUGCAGAUAAUGUAAAUAUAAGUGAAAAUGCAAAAACAAACGAAAAUGAAGAUAAUUAUAAUUUAACUAAUUAUGUUGAUACAGAUGAGAUAUACAUAAAUAACAAUAUACAACAGAAUAACAUGGAAAAAAUAAAUUAUUCAGAAAAAUUAUCUAAUAAUUAUUCAUUAGAAAAAAAUGAAAAAAAAAAUGACCUUUUAUUAGUAAAUUCAACUAAUAAAGAAAAAGAGGAUAUAUGUUCUUAUGAAGAAAAAUUGAGUAUUUCUUGUAGAUUUUUUAUUAAUACUUCAAACCCAUAUGAUUCAGAUAUUAGAAUAAUAAAAGAAAAUUGCUUAACUAUAUUUCAAUUAUUAUAUACAGAAAAAAAAAAAUGGUGUUCCUUCUAUAUAUGUACUCAUAAUGGUCCAAUGUCAAAUUUUAAUUAUCAUUUAUAUAAAAUUUUAUGUAGUAAAGAUGAUAUAUAUAUGUACUUUUUUUUAUUCAAAAAGUUUAUAUUUUCAUGCUACAUAUAUUUCAAUUUGGUAAGUAUUAAAAUAUUUUCUACUUCUAUAAAUAAAGAGGAAAAAAAAUUUAAUGAUUUUACAAAAAUUCCUAAUAAGAAAAGUUUUAUAAAUUGUGAAAAAAAUUACAAGAAUGAAGAAAGUAAUUUACAUAUAAAUAAGGAUGACCAUAUUCAUAUGAAGAAUGAGGAAUUAAAAAAAACGAAGCAAACUGAAGUAAAAGAACCUUUAUCCUCCAAUGAAAAUAAUUUAAAUUUCGAAAACAGAAAGGAGUUAAGUAGCAUAUAUAAUAAUAAUAAUAAUAAUGAUACUACUACUACUACUAAUAAUAAUAAUGAUAAUAAUACUACUACUACUAAUAAUAAUAAUGAUAAUACUACUACUAAUAAUAAUAAUGAUAAUAAUAAUACUGCUACAACUAAUAAUGAUAAUAAUAAUAGUGAUAAUAAUAAUAAUGAUAAUAAUUAUAGUGAUAAUAAUAAUAGUGAUAAUAAUAAUAAUAAUGAUAAUAAUUAUAGUGAUAAUAAUAAUUAUAAUAAUGAUAAUGAUAAUGAUAAUACUACUACUAAUAAUAAUAAUGAUAAUAUUAAUAAUGAUAAUAAUAAUAAUAUUAAUAAUGAUAAUAAUAAUAGUGAUAAUAAUAACAAUACUGCUACUAAUAAUAACCAUAAUAAUAAUAAUAUUAAUAAUGAUAAUAAUACUGCUACUAAUAAUAAUGAUGAUAAUAAUAAUAAUAUUAAUAAUGAUAAUAAUACUGCUACUAAUAAUAAUGAUAAUAAUAAUAGUGAUAAUAAUAAUAAUAUUAAUAAUGAUAAUAAUAUUAAUAAUGAUAAUAAUAUUAAUAAUGAUAAUAAUAAUAUUAAUAAUGAUAAUAAUAACAACUAUAAUAAUAAUACUACUAAUAAUAAUAAUGAUAAUAAUAAUAAUAAUAUUAAUAAUGAUAAUAAUAAUAGUGAUAAUAAUAAUAAUAUUAAUAAUGAUAAUAAUAGUGAUAAUAAUAAUAAUAAUAUUAAUAGUGAUAAUAAUACUGCAACUAAUAAUAAUGAUAAUAAUAAUAAUAAUAAUAAUGAAGAAUUUCAAAUUUUAAAUUUUUUAUAUGAUCCAUGUAAGCAUUUAUAUGGAAAUAAACUUAAUAUUUGUUCAAGUUAUUUAAAUUUUUUUGAUAUGAACCAAUCAGAUAUAAAAAAAAAAUUACAAUUAUUUAUUAAUACUCACUCACCAACUAUGAUAAAUAUUACAAAAAAAUGGAAUUCUUUUUAUUUAAAUAAAAGUAAGAUUUGCUCUUUUGUAGAAAAAUAUAAGGAUAUAAAAUUUUCUUCAUUUGAUAAUUUUAAAAAAGAUAGCACAGAGAAAUUUAUUAACUCAUUUGUUGAAACUUUUUCUUUUAUAAAAAAUUUUAAAAAUAAACAAACUAAAGAAAAAAAUGAAAAAGAAAAAGAGAAUGAGGAGCAAUAUUCAGAAAAUAAAAAUAUUUUAAUUAAAGAUGAAAAAAAAAAUAAUAUUACUUCAAAUUAUAAGGAUGAAAAGAGUUAUGACAAAAAUCUUGUUUUAAAUGAAAGCACGGAAAAUGAAAAUAUAACAUUAAAUAAUAUAAUUGAUGAAAACAUCAUAAUAGAAUCACAAGAUAGUAAUGUGCAACUUGUAAGUUAUAAUGUAACUAAUUUUCACGAAAUCUCCAAUAAUGUGGAUAAUUUGAUAAUUAAUGAAAAUAAAACAAUUGAGAACAAAGAUGGAGAUGAAAAUCAAAAUUUAAGUAUGAAAGAUGAGAUUCAAGAUAAUACAUUUAAUAAAAGCAGUAAUGAAAAAAUUGAAUCCUCUGAAAAUAACACCAAUAAAGAUGAUUACAGCAAUAAGAUUAAAAGUUCAAAUAAUAAUAAUAAAAACAAAAUGGACGUAAAUAACAGUAUUAAAAAUAAAGAAGAUUUGAGUAAUAGUAAAAAUCACAACAUUAUAAAUAACAAUGUUACAAAUAAUAAUAAUAACAAUAACAUUGAUGACUUAGUUAACAAUAAAAUUAAUAUUGAAAAUGUGAAUGAAAAUAAUUAUAAUGGUAGCAACAUAAAUGAUGAUAAGAACGAUGAUAACAUAAUUAAAAUUAGUAAUAAUAAUAGUAACCAUAAUGAAAGCGUUAGCAAUAAUAAUAUUGAUAGAAUAAAUGACAAUUUUUUUAACAUAAACAAUGAAAAAAUUCCGGAGAUUAUAUGUGAUAAUUAUACUCAUGAUAUAAAUAAUAAUAAAAGUGAAAAUACGAAAGAAAAUAUUUUUGGUGAUACAAAAGAGAAUGCUAUUAAUUAUGUAGAACGAGAAAGUAAAGAAAAUAUACUAGAAUUAAAUGUGUUAAAUAAAAAUUGUUUACCUAAUAAUAUAAUUUUGAAUAAUUUAAAUAUAUUAAUCACAGACUUAAAUGAAUUGUACAAUUACUUAGAAAAUUCUAAAGAUAAAACGAUAAGACUGGACACAAAUUAUUUAUUAAAAGAAGAAAACAAUGAAAAUAAAAACAGUAUAUUUACCACGAAAGAAGGAAAUAUAAAUAUUUUACAUCAAGAAAUUAUAUCAGAUAAAGAAAAAUAUCAUAAAAAGAACGAAUAUUUUAAUAUAGAAAUAUCAUCUGUAGAUUUAAGAAGUUUUUGUUCUGUAUGUUCAGGAAUUCAGUACGAUAAUUUUGAAAAUAGCUUUAAUCAAGCAGAAGAAAAUAAUUAUAAAGAGUUUGAAGUAUUUAUGAAAGAAAGUGACUUUUUUUGUAAUUGUAAUAAUAUUAAUAGCUAUCACAGUGAAUUAUUAAAUGAAAAUUAUAACUACAAGGUUUGCUUUAAUGGGGACCAACCGAACGAAGAAUAUUAUACGAUAAAAAAAGAUGAUAUAAAGAGAAUAAAUGGAAUAAAAGAUGAACACAUAAAUAUGAAUACUGAAGAAGACAUGAGAGAAGAAGAAAAAAAAAAUGGAAAAAAUGAACUUAAAAAUAAAUGUAUAGCAAAAAAUAAAGAUAAAAUAUGGGUACAAAGCAAGGAUUUAGAAAAAAAACCCUUAACAAGUAGAGAGUUACGAAAUAUAAGAAGAAACAAAAUAGCUAAAAAUCAGGAGGAUCAAAAAAAUAAAUCAUUGAAAUCUACACAGAAUUUUGAUAUAAAGUCACCAAGAGUUAAAAAAUUGGAAAAAUUUACAAAUGUUGAUCAAGAAGAGCUUAGAGAGGUUUUUGGUCCAACAGGAGUUUCAGGUGUUUACUUUGAAAAAAGUAGAAGCAGUUGGACUGCUCAAUAUAAGGUCAGUGGUGGAAAAAGAAGAGCAAAAAGAUUUUUAGUUACAAAAAAUAUGACAUAUGAAGAAAUAGAAAAUGUGAAACAACAGUGUAUUGCAUAUAGAAAACAAAUGGAAAAGGAAUACGUAAAAGAAUUUUUAAAUGAAGAAAAAAAGAAAGCGAAUAAUAUAAAUUGCUCCAUAAGAAAACCCAAAAGAAGAAGAAAAAUAAAAAAUUUUUAUGAAUGUUAA
Plasmodium gallinaceum is the source of this 4527-nucleotide messenger RNA. It is a transcript of the gene AP2-G2, whose product is annotated as transcription factor with AP2 domain(s), putative. The record is from RefSeq and is a predicted model, not a curated record. Gene Ontology annotation, biological process: regulation of DNA-templated transcription. The coding region runs from base 1 to 4527 and encodes 1508 amino acids. NCBI's taxonomy places the organism in Eukaryota, Apicomplexa, Aconoidasida, Haemosporida, Plasmodiidae. The transcript has a single exon. Gene Ontology annotation, molecular function: DNA-binding transcription factor activity.